Molecule: messenger RNA, 4556 nt
Organism: Cydia fagiglandana
Lineage: Eukaryota; Metazoa; Arthropoda; Insecta; Lepidoptera; Tortricidae
Product: angiotensin-converting enzyme-like protein Ace3
Exons: 14
Coding region: 302-2443 (713 amino acids)
Biological process (GO): proteolysis
Cellular component (GO): plasma membrane
Molecular function (GO): peptidyl-dipeptidase activity; metallopeptidase activity
Source: RefSeq, a predicted model, not a curated record
AGCGCGGAGGUCGUAUUGCACACCUGUGUCACGUUAUUCAUACAUCGCGGCUGCUGAAAAUUCUUUAAACUUUUCCGUAGUAUUGAGUGUUGUGUGUGACAAUGGAAUUGUGUGUGAACUCCUAAGGUUAGAAUGAGUUUGUUCUAGUUUAAACCUUAUUUUGUGCAAGUGCUUGGUGGAUUUAAUCUGAGCCGGCUUUUUGUUUGUCUGUGUUCCGGUUCAUGGAUCUCUUUGCACAGCAGACUGCAUAAAAUAUAUACAUAUUCGUACGAGCACACAGAGGCGAUUGUAUAAAUAAACCAUGAAAGCAACAUUCACCCUUCUUUGCGUGUACUUCUACGCGCUCCUGUCCAGUGGCAACACUUCAGACGAUGAUGACCGCCGUUGGCUGUCGUCGCUCAUCGCCCUGGUGGAGAUGGACUACGAAGACCACUGCGACCAGAGGGCCACGGCUUCUUGGAAUGAGCUUGUUGGCUCCCCGAAAGGACUAGCUCAAAAGCUGGGACGCGACAAGAGCUACGGGAUUUUCGCCCGCGCUCAGACCACUGACAUACGCAUAGCGCUCAAGGCGCAUGCGCUCAGCGACGAUGAGCUCCUCAAGCGUAAGGUGAAGUUGCUGCUGCAGCCGGGCGACUUGCUACUGACUACCGAACAGUGGAUCCGGCUGGUCACAUUUGCAGACACCUCAGAGAACGCUCUGCGAUUUGCAACAGACUACGAUUGUGGAACAACUAUAAAUUGUACACUAAGAGAACUACACAACAGCCUGGCUAAGCAGCACGAUGAAGAUACAUUGCGCCACAUGAAGGAGUCAUGGGAGAAGAAGCUUCCGGAUCUAAACGAAUACCUUGAGACCAUAUUACCGUUGCUGAAGAACACGUCCAAAGAAAAUGAGUUUAACACAGUCGAAGAGUACUGGGACUCACUUGCUGAAUACGAAGGUGCGACACUGAAGGCUCGAGAAUUGUGGGACCGCAUCAGGCCACUCUACGAGAAGCUCCACAAAUAUGUCGCUCUCAGGCUGAAAGGCACCGAGGCUGUCGGGAAGCCACUGCCAGUUUAUUUGUUAAGAUCACUGGCAGGAGACGAUUGGUCAAAUGUUAUAGAAAACCUACUACCCAAGCAUGCAGAUAUUUAUCAAAAAUUGUACGCUAAUCUACAAUUAAAGAAUUUAGGUGGUGUUAAUGCAUUUAAAGAGGCUACAAAGUUGCUAACUGAGAUAAAUAUGCCUCACAUCGAGCCAUACACUUGGGACAAAUCAAUAUUCAAUAGCAGCUGUCCACCCGUGCUGGUGGAUUGGUGUAAGCCGAAUAAGCUAAGGGUAAUCUCAUGCAGCGACGUGUCCAUCGGAAAUUACAUGGAUGCCCACGAGGCUGUCAUGCGAAUAAAGUAUAAAGAUACUGUCGCUUUGCAUAGCAACAAUACUUACACACUGAGAAAUGCUAACCGCUAUUCAGCUGUUUACGAAGCAAUACCUGAAUUUGCAUCACUUCUGUCGGUGAAUCCUCAUGCGUUGAGUCGAGCUGGAUUAUACUCUAUAGAGAGGUUUAAUUACAAUCCGAACUAUCAUCGUCUGGUUCUACAAUUAAUAACUGCUUUGCGAGACCUGCCGAAAUUGAAUUUCUAUAUAGCCGCCGAUGAAUGGAGACUAAAAUAUCUUAAAGAGACAAAAACUUCUUCAACACAAAAUGAGAGCUGGUCUGACUUUAGAAGAAAUUUCUCUUGGUUAGAAACUUCUGACGUAGAUAUCCUUGGUAACCCUUACGUGCUUCACAACAAGCCAUUUAUUGGAAAAUUCAUGGGCCUUAUUCUCAAAUAUCAAAUUUAUCAAUCUUUUGCCGAAGAACUUAUUUCGGAUGAAUCUGACCUUAUAAAACAUAUUUCUGAGAACAACGAUCGUUUAGUGAGUACAAUGUCUCAAGGCUUAGGGAUCAAAUGGCCUGAAAUGGUUAGCGAUUUAUUGGCUAAACGAGAGAAUGUGCUCGAAUACACAGGCCUGACUGACUACUACAGACUUCUAGACGAAUAUUUAGACAACCAACUAGACCCUCAGCUAGGUGUUAAUGAAUCAGAUGAUUAUGUCGAGCCCUCUGAGCCAGAAACCAUAGAAAACGAAAUUCCCACCGAAUUUCAACUACCCAGAAAUAGUGAGACUCAUGAAAACAUUCAAGAAAACGAAAUUGAUACAGGAUAUGAAAAUAACAUGAAGUUUGGCACUGAAACGUCGACUGUGGGUGUGUUAGAAAUAAAAAACCCUGUUGUAUCUGGGGACCAGGAGCAAAAAGAUACAAAUGUCAAAGAAGCUUCAUAUAACGUCUACUGGUGGAUUGGCAUAGCUGUUGCAGUAGCCAUUAUAGUAAUAUUGAUAGCAAUAAUUGCACGAAAACGACAGAACCAUCGAAAACAGCUUGAUAGACAAAGAAGAGAAAAUACGCAUGCCUGAUUUGAGGAGUAUCGGUUCUAGAUGAGGAGCCGAUAUUAUAUCUGUAUACUUAUACUAAUUUAAGUAAUGUGUGCCAAUGCGAUUUAUUUUAUGUGUGUGUUUGAGUUUACAGAGUUUAGGUGUGCGAUUAAAAAUAUUCUAUUUAUUCUGCUCUAGAAGUAAUUACAAUUUAAGUUAUUUGCUUUGUGUUCACAACGUUUAUUUAUCAACAAUAUUGUCUAUUGUCAAACGAAUAUUGAUAGGUCCUGUUUAAUUAUGAAUUAUGAUACAAAGUAAAAACUGUUGCAUUUAUUCUUUGUAAAAAUAAUGCAAGCUUUAUUGUAUCAUUAGUUAAUUGCCUACCAAAAUUUAAACGCUCUUAGUUGCACCAGUAUCUACACUAAAUAAAUUUAAUGCUCAAAAUUUCACUAUCUACAAUCACAGUUGCAACUCGCGUCUGAAAUUAUAUUUUACAAUUAUUAUUAUUGAGCUUCAACAGCUAGUUAGGUAAUUAUUUAAUUCCUUUGUUUCAUACAUUAAGCCAUGUUUAAACUUCAAUGAAGUUAAACGUAAUAAAUAUGACAGUAUGAUGUCUAACUUAGUGAAAUGAAAAAUAUAUAUAUUUUUGUACAUAUCACAUUUUGCAAAUUAGUCUAAAUGUUACCAAGAGUGUCUAUAUAAUAAUUUGUACAUAAUAGUUAAGUGUAAUUUCGCUGUGCCUUAAGCGUCUCAAUUUCUAAUGAGUACUCUGUGUAGUAUAUAAAAUUUAGUAAUUAUAUUAGAAAUAAAUUUGUAAUAAAGAAUUACCUUCGGGCUCAUAUUUCACGAAAUUUCUGAGACAAAAAAUAUACGUCAGACCAAUUUGUAAUAGAAAUAUGUGUUUUCGAAAAAAAUUACAACUCUGAAUCAAUUCAAACAGUUACCAUAUUUCUAUUUGUAUGAAAUGUAUUAAAUGAUUUAGCUUUAAAAAGUAAAUUUUAUUGAUUAUUUUUAAACAUAUUAAUUAUGCAUGUCUAGUUUCUUUAUUGUUAUUUUUUUCUUAAGAUUAGGCUUAUCCAAAUAGUAAUUUCUUGUUAUCAAACUUAUUCCUUCAAACAUAAAUUUCACUGUUGAGCUAACAAAUCAUAUCCAUAACCGUUUGAUAUUAAAAAAAUACUAUAAGAAUGGGCCUCAAGGGGGUUGACUCAGAUUUAUAAUUUUUUUAAGGUUUAUUAGUUAUGAUAUGAUAUUGAUGAUCACUUUCCCUGAUUAGCGUGCGUAAAAUCCACUGGGAGCCGUCUACACUUCUACAGUCAGCUGCAGAGAAAAGGUACCUAUACCUCUGCAUAGAAGUUUGUAUGCAAAGGUGCUAAGCGAAUAGUAUUACUGACUGUACAUGUUGUGUCAUCAGACAUCCCACUCGCACUGGAAGUUGUAUCAUAGCAAUAUCAAAACUGUAACAAAAUGUUGAAUAUGAAUCAGCCUUCAUUUAAUAUGCUCGUUUAUUAUGUUCAGGUAUGAAUAUAACUUUAAACCAAACAGAGAGGAUAUACAGUGUGACCUUAGCCUUUGAACAAAGCCGAAACGUACAUAUCGAUUAGGGUAUUUGCACGGUAUUUCGAACCAUUUUUAUCAAAUUAUCAGAACAAUCUGUAGCUACGAAUAAACAUAAUAAAUUAUGAUUUUUUUGUAGGUGCUGCCUGUAUUUAAUUAAAUGCACCUGUACGCCGCACAGGAGUAUCCGUCUUUGUCUAAUUGUAUCAAUUAAAGAGGGACGGGUAGUAUAUCUCGCGGGCGGUAUUCUGUCGCGCCAAUCAUGUGCUAGCCCGGCUGAGGUAUAAUACAUAUAUCUACUGUCAGUCAUUGGCAAAUGGACGGGAUGGAUAGGAAGCAAUUUAUUGGCGAUUAUUGGGAUUCAAUUUUGUUUGAAAAAAGAUUUUAUCUUUUGUUUUAAUUAAUAAAAAUACAUUAGAGCGUUCCUCAACAAUAACCAACCAUAGGUGGGAUGGAUGGGGUUUAGGGCUUUGUCGAAAAGCUAAGGACACCUUGUAUAAUAUUAUUUAAGUAUUUAAACGAAAAAAGGACAGUUCAUAUUAUAUUGAUUUAUACUUUACAUUAUAAAGUAAAAUGUGCAAAGGAAAUAAUAAAUGUUUAA